UGAUUAGUUCAAAAUAUAAAAAUAUUUACAUUUGAGUCGAAGGCCAAACGACGCUGUUUUGGAUGAAAAACGGUUUUCUUCCUCGAACGCGGAGUGUUGGAUCGGAUGUGAGUGAAUCAGCGAUGAUGGCAGGAGCAGAGAAAUUCGUGGAUGCUGAUAACGCGGAGGCUAUAAUAACAAGAAUCGAGCACAAAUCGAGAAAGAUCGAGAGCUUACUUAAACAGAAUAAGCCCGUUGAAGCUCUUAAAACUGCGCUCGAAGGAUCUCCUCCUAUGACACGUGACGAGCGAUGCAAGUCGGCGAAUUGGAUAGUUGUGCAUAGAGCACUAAUGACUAUAAAAGAUGUCGAAGGAAUGUUCUCUUCUUUGGAUCCCGAGUACUAUGAUAUUCUUAUGAAGUAUUUAUAUAGAGGAUUGUCAACAGGAGAUCGCCCUACAUGUGAUCAGUGCCUUAGGAUCCAUGAGAAGCUGACGGAGAGAGCUGGCUUGGGAUGCAUACUUCGUUCCCUUGCAGACACUGUGAAUACAGUUUGACUCUAAUAGGCGUUUUCCUUUGAAUUAUGUUGUUAAGUGUUGUUCCUAAAUAAUUGAAUUGCUUGAGAAGCUUUCCUGUGACAGCUUUUCCCCAUAAUUUGGAUUUCCAUAUUAGAGUCACGAUCAUUUGGGUUA
Hibiscus syriacus is the source of this 668-nucleotide messenger RNA. Its product is annotated as actin-related protein 2/3 complex subunit 5A-like. NCBI's taxonomy places the organism in Eukaryota, Viridiplantae, Streptophyta, Magnoliopsida, Malvales, Malvaceae. The record is from RefSeq and is a predicted model, not a curated record. Bases 63 to 533 code for a protein of 156 amino acids. Gene Ontology annotation, cellular component: actin cytoskeleton; Arp2/3 protein complex; cytoplasm. The transcript has 4 exons. Gene Ontology annotation, molecular function: actin filament binding. Gene Ontology annotation, biological process: regulation of actin filament polymerization; Arp2/3 complex-mediated actin nucleation.